Nothobranchius furzeri (turquoise killifish) is the source of this 2096-nucleotide messenger RNA. It is a transcript of the gene pcolce2b, whose product is annotated as procollagen C-endopeptidase enhancer 2b. Gene Ontology annotation, molecular function: peptidase activator activity; protein binding; collagen binding. The record is from RefSeq and is a predicted model, not a curated record. NCBI's taxonomy places the organism in Eukaryota, Metazoa, Chordata, Actinopteri, Cyprinodontiformes, Nothobranchiidae.
GCGGCAGCAGCAGCUCCUGGCCACUUCCCCCUCACCGUCCCUGCUGCUGAGCGAAGUAAUGCCACACAUGCCACGGAGCGAAAACAGGAGAAGCUGCGUUUCCCCAGCUAUGUGGAGAACAUACAGCCUUUUUUGUGCAUGGACUCUGCUGUUCCUGACAGAAGUCUGUGCGCAGUCUCAGCUGAGACCAACUUUUACUUGUGGAGGAAACAUCACAGGGGAGUCUGGAGUCAUCGGAAGCCAAGGUUACCCAGGAGUUUAUCCUCCAAACACCAAAUGUGUGUGGAGGAUCACAGUUCCUGAUGGGAAGGUGGUGGCCCUGUCGUUCCGCUUUAUUGACCUGGAGAGUGACAACCUUUGUCGCUAUGACUACGUGGAUGUGUACAGCGGUCACGUCAGUGGGCAGAGACUCGGUCGCUUCUGUGGGACGUUCAAACCAGGAGCUCUGGUUUCCACGGGCAACAGGAUGCUCCUGCAGAUGGUGUCCGAUGCCAACACCGCUGGCAGUGGUUUCCUUGCUGUUUUCUCUGCUGCCCACCCUCAUGAGAGAGGUGACCAGUACUGUGGUGGCAGACUGGACAAGCCUUCUGGGACUUUCAAAACCCCAAACUGGCCCGAAAAGGACUACCCAGCUGGUGUCACCUGCUCCUGGCACAUAGUGGCGCCUAAAAACCAAAUUAUUGAAGUGAAGUUUGAAAAGUUCGACGUGGAGCGGGACAACUACUGCCGCUAUGACCACGUCUCCAUUUUCAACGGGGCAGAAAUAAAUGACGCCAAGAGGAUUGGCAAAUUUUGCGGAGACAGCCCCCCAGCGCCGGUGGUCUCAGAUGGGAAUCAGCUCCUGAUCCAGUUCCUCUCAGAUCUCAGUCUGACUGCCGAUGGUUUCAUUGGACACUACAAGUUUAGACCGAAGAAAAACCCGCCCACCACUGUACCGCCUACCACCACCACCUCACAGCCUGUCACUUCCAGGUCGAUAACUCUGAAGUACUCCGUUGCCCUGUGUCAGCAGAAAUGUAAAAGACGAGGGACACUUGAGAGCAAUUACUGCUCCAGCAACUUUGUGAUUACUGGGACAGUCAUUACUGCAGUGAUGAGAGGAGGAAGCAUGUAUGCAACCGUCUCCAUCAUCAACGUUUAUAAAGAAGGCAGCCUAGUGAUCCAGCAGGCGGGGAAAACUAUGAGCACCAAGAUCGUCAUCCUCUGUAAAAAGUGUCCAUUUAUCAGAAGAGGCUUGAACUACAUCUUCAUGGGCCAGGUGGACGAGGAGGGCCGGGGGAAAAUCGCCCCUCACCACUUCGUCAUGGCCUUCAAGACGAAGAACCAGAAAGGACUCAGCGUUCUGAAAAACAAGCAGUGCUAAUCUCCGGUAGAACCCAGGAUCUCCUUUGAACAGUUCCUGCUGGAGACUCGGCUGUGGAUGGAAACGAAUCAAAACACGGACCAUGAAUUAAAUAAAUAUAUGAUUACAGAGCUAAAACGUUGCUCUAUUCAUCAACUCAGUCAGGUACUUUUGCGGCGGAUGUGGAACUGUCGGUGUCUUCUGCAGACGGAGAUUAAUGUGCAGAAAAUAUGUGAAAAUGUCCUUUUCUGUUCCCAAAUGGUUCCCAGUCCAGUCACAUUCCCAACUGCAGGGAUUUAAAACAGAGCUAUUUAGAGAAACGUUACCCUGGACAUCUGUUCCGACAUCCCAUAGUGGCACUUUUAUCUUGAAACCAUUCUGCACUCAGCCUUUUUUUUUUUUUUUACCAUUAAAGCUGCAGAAUAAAUGUGAAUAAAGUCAUCAGGUUUGACAAUCUUGCCUGAUACACAGACAUGAUUUAUGGGACUUGUGUAACAAGCAGCUUUUGCAUUGUUUCAAUGGGCAGGGUUGGAAGUUUUAAACAUGAUAAAGUGCAAUAUUUAGUGUUCCUGUUUUUCAUGGAGUGGGUUUCCAUUUGUUUUUCACUUUCCUAUAGAUGCAAUGCACCACAAGCAUUAAUGUCCUUAAAUUACCGAUUUAAAGUAACAAAAAGACUAUUUUCAUAUGAACAAAAUCUAUAUAUUAUUUAUAUUUGAUUGUUUUCACCAGUUCUAAUAAAACUCCUCCAACACUC